Molecule: messenger RNA, 3041 nt
Organism: Ilex paraguariensis (yerba mate)
Lineage: Eukaryota; Viridiplantae; Streptophyta; Magnoliopsida; Aquifoliales; Aquifoliaceae
Source: the annotation of a GenBank genome assembly
AUGGAGCUCCAGAACACAGUGAAAGAAGCCCUAAACGCACUGUACCAUCACCCAGACGACGCCGUUCGUAUGCAAGCCGAUCGAUGGCUUCAAGACUUUCAACGCACUAUCGACGCUUGGCAGGUUGCCGAUAAUUUGCUUCAUGAUUCUGGUAGCAAUCAGGAAACUCUAAUCUUCUGUUCUCAAACCCUCAGAAGCAAGGUACAGCGGGACUUUGAAGAACUACCUUCUGAAGCUUUUCGCCCGCUUCGGGAUUCUUUAAAUACCUUAUUGAAAGCAUUUCACAAGGGCCCCCCUAAAGUUAGAACCCAGAUUAGCCUUGCGGUGGCUGCAUUGGCUGUUCAUGUUCCUGCUGAAGAUUGGGGAGAUGGUGGUAUUGUGAAUUGGCUUGGGGAUGAGAUGAAUUCUCAUCCUGAAUUUAUACCAAGUUUUCUGGAGCUACUCAGAGUCUUGCCAGAGGAAGUAUUCAACUACAAGAUAGCAGCCCGUCCUGACCGGCGCCGCCAGUUUGAGAAAGAGCUUGCGUCUGCCAUGGAGGUUGCUCUUAACAUCUUGACUGCUUGUUUGAGUAUCAAUGAACUUAAGGAGCAGGUGCUUGAGGCAUUUGCUUCUUGGCUUCGGCUUAGGCAUAGGAUCCCUGCAUCUACACUUGCUUCACACCCCUUGGUGCUUACUGCUCUCUCUAGCUUGAAUUCUGACAUGCUCUCAGAGGCGUCCGUAAAUGUCAUUUCUGAAUUGAUACAUUACACGACAGCUAGAAACUCAGGUGGAGUUUCUGAACAGAUGCCCUUAAUCCAAGUAAUUGUGCCACAAGUUAUGAAUCUAAAGGCACAGCUUAGAGAUCCUUCAAAGGAUGAGGAGGAUGUAAAGGCCAUUGCUCGUUUGUUUGCUGACAUGGGUGAUUCAUAUGUUGAAUUGAUAGCAACCGGUUCUGAUGAAUCAAUGCUGAUAGUGCAUGCAUUACUGGAAGUUGCUUCACAUCCCGAGUAUGAUAUUGCUUCCAUGACAUUUAACUUCUGGCAUAAUCUUCAGAUGAUAUUGAUUGAAAGGGAUUCCUAUUUAUCCUUCCAUAAUGAAGAGUCAAUUGAAGCAGAGAGAAAUCGCCGAUUGCAGGUUUUUGGCUCAUCAUAUGGUUCACUAGUAUCCUUGGUUAGCUUCAGAGUUCAAUAUCCCCAUGAUUAUUCGGACCUUUCAAAGGAGGACCAAAAGGAUUUCAAACAGACUAGAUAUGCUGUUGCGGAUGUCUUGAUUGAUGCUGCUUUAGUUUUAGGAGGUGAAGCUACACUGAAAAUUCUUUACAUGAAGCUUGUUGAGGCUGUUAGUAGCGGCAGAAAUGAUGAGCGCAGCGAAUGGCGUCCAGCAGAGGCUGCUUUAUAUUGCAUCCGAGCUAUAUCAGAUUAUGUUUCUGUGGUUGAGGCUGAAAUAAUGCCACAGGUUAUGUCUUUGAUUUCAAAACUUCCUCCGCAACCCCAAUUACUUCAAACGGUAUGCUUAAUUGUUGGAGCUUAUUCAAAAUGGCUUGAUGCUGCAUCUUGUGGACUGUCAUUCCUGCCUUCAGUCAUAGAUAUUCUUGUGAGUGGCAUGAGUAUGUCUGAAGAUUCUGCAGCAGCGGCUGCUCUGGCAUUUAGACACAUAUGCGAUGACUGCGGCAAAAAACUUAGUGGAUCCUUAGAUGGUCUCUUUCAAAUAUACCAAGGGGCAGUGAUUGGGGAAGGCAUCUUCAAGGUCUCUGCUGAAGACUCAUUGCAUCUAGUUGAAGCUUUAAGUAUUGUUAUUACAGAACUUCCUUCGGAGCAUGCUAAUAAAGCCCUUGAGGCUUUAUGCUUGCCAGCAGUUGCUCCUUUACAGGAAAUUAUCAAUCAAGGUCCCUUGAUACUGGGACAAAAAACUGCUCGUGAGCUUACCGUUCAUAUUGAUCGGCUUGCAAAUAUUUUUAGACAUGUGAAUCACCCAGAAGCCAUCGCUGAUGCAAUUCAAAGGCUUUGGCCAAUUUUUAAAGCCAUCUUUGAUGUUCGUGCAUGGGACAUGCGGACAAUGGAGUCCCUUUGUCGGGCUUGCAAAAAUGCUGUGAGGACUUCUAAAACGUUGAUGGGAAUUACAAUUGGAGCAAUGCUGGAAGAGAUACAAAGUCUAUAUAAACAACAUCACCAACCAUGCUUCCUUUAUCUCUCUAGUGAAGUUAUAAAGAUAUUUGGGUCUGAUCCAUCUUGUGCGAAUUACUUAAAAGUCCUGAUUGAAUCUCUCUUUAGCCAUACUACAUGUCUGCUUACAAAAAUUCAGGACUUCACUUCCAGGCCAGACAUAGCAGAUGAUUGUUUUUUGUUGGCAUCGAGGUGUAUUCGCUAUUGUCCUCAAUUAUUUUUUCCAUCUGCGGUAUUUGCGUCAUUAGUGGAUUGUGCUAUGAUUGGCAUCACAGUACAGCACAGGGAGGCCUCUAAUUCCAUUUUGACUUUCUUGUCCGAUUUGUUUGAUCUUGCAAACUCCAGUCAGGGAGAACCCUACCUAUCUAUCAGAGACAACAUAAUUAUUCCUCGAGGUGCUGCCAUCACCAGAAUUUUGGUUGCCUCUCUUACAGGAGCGCUCCCUAGUUCGAGAUUAGAAACGGUGGUAUAUGUGUUACUAACGCUAACUCGAGCCUAUGGAGUGAAAGCUCUGGAGUGGGCCAAGGAGAGUCUUUUGUUGAUUCCAUCAACCGCUGUGACAGAGGUAGAAAGGUCACGGUUUUUGCAAGCUUUAUCAGAUGUGGCAACCGGGGGUAAUAUAAAUGCCCUGAUGAUUCCAAUUGAAGAGCUUUCAGAGGUUUGCCGUCGUAACCGAACAGUUCAAGAGAUUGUUCAAGGUGCUUUGAGGCCUCUCGAGUUGAGUAGAAUCACUGUAUCAUAGUGUGGAGUAACACGGGCCAUUUUUUUUUCUUUGGCCUUGUCUGUAGUCAAUUAGUUGGUUGAUUGUGUGUGGGCUCCUAUUUCAUUGAGUGUUGAUCAUUUGCCAGCUUCGACUGGUCCAUAUGCGUGGGAGGUGUGCUAUUGUAUUUAUAAAGGGAG